AUGGAGUUAGUGAAUAAAACCUCCCCUCUGGGUAUGGGCACUAAGGUCGUGGUUCAUCCCAUUGUUCUUCUCUCCGUUGUGGACCAUUACAACAGGUGUGCCCAGGGCACUUCCCGGAGAGUUGUUGGCACGAUUUUGGGCGAGACAAUCAGUGGAGAACUCCACAUCACAAAUUCUUACGCUAUCCCUUUCGAGGAAGACACGAAAAACCCUCUCGUUUGGUACUUUGAUCACAAUUAUCAUGAGAAUAUGUUCAAAAUGUUCAAAAAGAUUAAUGCUAAAGAGCGUGUUCUUGGUUGGUAUAGUACUGGUCCGAAGUGCAAAUUGGCUGACUUAGAAAUUCACGAAAUUUAUCGCAAAUACUGUCCACAUCCAAUCUACAUUAUUGUAGAUAUCACUCAAAAGGAUGAAUUGCCCAUUGAGGCUUACUUAUCUGUUGAGGAACCUACUAGUGACUCUCGCUUCCGCAGAACUUUUGUUCACGUUCCAUUUUCUGUUGGUUCUUUUGAUGCUGAGGAGGUUGGUUUGGAGCAUCUUCUCAGAGAUUUAACCAAUUCCACUACUUCUACACUCUCCAAAAAGGUCGAGAGUAAGAUUAGUGCUUUGAGAUCUCUGGUUUCUAAGCUUACUGAAAUGGUUGACUAUCUCGGCGGUGUUAUUUCAGGAACUUACACCCUAAAUCCAUCAAUAGUAUAUAUGUUACAGGACAUAUUUAACAUGUUUCCAGCCAUGGACGAUGAAGAACUAAUUGAGGCGUUUGCGAUUAAUAUGAACGACACGACGAUGACUUCGUACCUCGGAACCAUCAUCAGAACAAUGAUUGCACUCCACAAUCUUAUAAAUAACAUGGCCGAAAAUAAGAGAAGAUCCCAACUUAAAUUGUCAUCCACAACUUAA
Theileria annulata is the source of this 897-nucleotide messenger RNA. Its product is annotated as 26S proteasome (regulatory) subunit, putative. Gene Ontology annotation, cellular component: proteasome complex; proteasome regulatory particle. Gene Ontology annotation, biological process: proteasome-mediated ubiquitin-dependent protein catabolic process. The record is from RefSeq and is a predicted model, not a curated record. The transcript is spliced from 6 exons. NCBI's taxonomy places the organism in Eukaryota, Apicomplexa, Aconoidasida, Piroplasmida, Theileriidae. Bases 1 to 897 code for a protein of 298 amino acids. Gene Ontology annotation, molecular function: protein binding; metallopeptidase activity.